Messenger RNA from Melanotaenia boesemani (Boeseman's rainbowfish), 1413 nucleotides. RefSeq names its product leucine-rich repeat-containing protein 3-like. Lineage: Eukaryota; Metazoa; Chordata; Actinopteri; Atheriniformes; Melanotaeniidae. Gene Ontology annotation, cellular component: plasma membrane. The record is from RefSeq and is a predicted model, not a curated record. The transcript has 7 exons. The coding region runs from base 167 to 928 and encodes 253 amino acids. Gene Ontology annotation, molecular function: protein binding.
AGACCACGUCAGAAGCAUUUCAGGGCUGUCUCCGUCCCGGUCCAACGACUUCAUUCUCUUCCUCCGUGUCCAGCAGCGCGGCGUUGCAGCGGAUCAUGUGACAAGACGUGUCUGUUAACACCUGUGGCUUCCUUCUUCUUCUGUAGUGCAGCAGCCAUCAGAGACGAUGCUCCUCCUCCUUUUCCUCCUGAUCCUUCCAUCGUCCGUCCCAUCAUCGUUUUAUGGGAUGGCUCUGCAGCGCCAUGGCAACCGAGUCUCCUGCAUCAACACCUGCCAGCAGACGAAGGCGGCGGGUGGAGGACUGGUGGUCCGCUGCAGUGGUCUGAGACUGAUUAAGGUACCGGUCGGUCUGUCCAAUCACACCAUUCGUCUGUUUCUGAAUAAAAACCUGCUUCGCUCCCUUCCCGCCUCCGCCUUCUCGGACCUGUUCCUGCUGGAAGAACUGGACCUGUCUCAGAACCAGCUCUCCUCCCUGGAAGCAGGUUGUUUCUCUCAGGUGGCGUCUUCUCUUCGUUACCUGGACCUAUCAUCCAAUCAGCUCACCACAUUGGACCCAGUCGUGUUCACUGGGCUGCAGGUCCAGGCCAACCUCACCAACAACCCCUGGCACUGUGACUGCAGCAUGCAGAUGGCGGUGCCUCGGUUGGAUCUGGACCGGUCUUCUGUGGAGAAAGUCCUGUGUCAGACGUCGGACCUUCCAAACCUUGGAGCUGUCGGACUUCCACUGGUCUUACUGGUGGAGGACUGGGAUCUGUGUGAGUCUGUGAGGAGGACCACCGACGUGGUGACACUGGUCACCAUGUUCCUCUGGUUCCUUAUGCUCAUGUUCUACCUGAUCUACUACAUCCGUCACAACGAGGUGUUCGCUCGCCGACACCUGGACUACCUGAAGUUCCUGGAGAGCCGGGAUCCGUUUAGACCCAGAUAAAGAAGUCCUCAAGAUCCUUUUAGAGUCCAGAGAUCUUUCCUCAUAUUCAUAGAAUUUACCUAGAACUGUACCAGAGAUCCCUGGAACCUCCUGAAGAACCUUUAAGAAGUCUUCAACCUUCUCUGAUUAACAGGAAGGUUGGAGAUAAUUGAUAACUGUAGAUCUCCAUCAAGUCCCAGAACCUGAGGAUGAAAUCCUAAGACCUCCUAAAAGAUCUAGUAGAACUCCUGAGUGGCACAAGAUGUUUAAAACUUCUUCUGGUCCUCCUUUAAACCUCUUAAAAUCCAAAGAUGUUCAGAGACUCAGAGCCUUUGACAACCAAAUAAACCGUAAAGACCUCUAAACUCUAAAAUGACCUGUGACAGUCCCCCCACCACUAUCUGAGCCUCCUCUGGAACCUCUGUGAAGACUUUUAGAUCAUCAAAUAAAUCUUGAGGACCAACACGUCCACCUUGUAGUCCAGAUAAUUAAUAAGAACUCGUGAA